AGAGAGAGAGAGAGAGAGAGAGAGAGAGAGAGAGAGAGAGAGAGAGAGAGAGAGAGCGAGCGAGAGCGAGAGAGCGAGAGAGCGAGCGAGAGAGCGAGAGUCAGCCCUGCAGUGAAAGCAGCUCCAGUUUCCAGCCCCCCGGGUCAUUGGAGCCCAUGCAUUUCAGAAGGAAAACUUGUAUUUCUCUCUCCUGGCUUUGAUCUUUUCCAUAAAUCAGACCUUCGGAAGGACGAGGACGACAGACGGAGGGAGGGAGAGAGCGAGGGAAGAUGCGAGAUGAGAGCCCCUUUGGCAACCUGACCAUUUCUUUGGACAAACCUGGAGAGCUUUUCUUAUCGGCUCUGGGAACUGAGGAGGAGCCUCUGUGUGUGUAUGUGUGUGUGUGUGAGUGUGUGAGUGCAAGGGUUUGUGUGCAUACACGGCGAUUGUGAGUGUGCAUGUUGGGAUGAGUGUGUGAGCGCUUGUGUGUGUAUGUGUGUGUGUGUGUGUGUUUGCAUGUGCGCGUGAAUGUUUUUGAGAAACAGACAUACAUAUAUUUAAAGAGAAGUCCUGAAAAACUGAAGCAGGUUGCUGUGCUUUUUUUGGAGGGAGGGGGGAUGUCUAAUCUUUUUUAAGACAAGCUGACUGAAGCCAGCUCUCAUUUGCCUUCUACCCCCUCUGCAAAUGAAGAGAAUUCUUCCUGCAAGCUAGAAGGUUUUUUCCCCCUUUUCCCUUUCUGCAGCCAAGUGAAACUGAUCAGUCCCCAAACCUUGGAAAUCGACUUGACUCCUGCUAUUGCUGGGAGGACCAGGGAAGAAAUCGGGGGAAAAACAGAUAGGGGUUUGUGUAGCCCCUUCAGAAAAUGUCAUCUCAAACUAAGUUCAAGAAAGACAAAGAGAUCAUAGCUGAAUAUGAAACACAAGUCAAAGAGAUCCGGACUCAGUUGGCUGAGCAGUUUAAAUGCCUGAGCAGCAGUCCGAGUCGAGGCUGCAGCUGCUGCAGGAACCUCCAGGAGUUCUUCCGAAGGAAGGCAGAGAUUGAGCUCGAAUAUUCCCGAAGCCUGGAGAAACUGGCCGAGCGUUUCUCCUCCAAGAUUCGUGGCUCUCGAGAGCAUCAGUUCAAGAAGGAUCAAUACCUCCUCUCUCCUGUGAAUUGCUGGUAUCUAGUGUUGAACCAGACCCGGCGUGAGAGUCGGGACCAUGCUACCCUCAAUGACAUCUUCAUGAACAACGUCAUCGUCCGCCUCUCCCAAAUCAGUGAGGAUGUUAUCCGGCUCUUCAAAAAGAGCAAGGAAAUUGGGUUACAGAUGCAUGAAGAGCUGCUGAAGGUGACCAACGAAUUAUACACAGUCAUGAAAACCUAUCACAUGUACCACGCAGAGAGCCUCAGUGCAGAGAGUAAGUUAAAAGAGGCUGAGAAGCAAGAGGAGAAGCAGUUCAACAAGUCGGGGGACCUUGGCAUGAAUCUGCUCCGCCACGAAGACCGGCCUCAGCGCAGGAGUUCCGUCAAGAAGAUGGAGAAGAUGAAGGAGAAGAGGCAGGCCAAGUACUCGGAAAAUAAGCUGAAGUGCACCAAGGCCCGGAAUGAUUAUUUGCUGAACCUAGCGGCCACCAAUGCAGCCAUCAGCAAAUAUUACAUCCAUGAUGUCUCCGAUCUAAUUGACUGUUGUGAUCUGGGCUUUCACACCAGCCUGGCCCGAACCUUCAGGACCUACCUCUCAGCUGAGUAUAACCUGGAGACCUCCCGCCACGAGGGGCUGGAUGUCAUCGAAAAUGCAGUGGACAACCUAGAUGCGAGGAGUGACAAGCACACUGUCAUGGACAUGUGCCACCAGGUCUUCUGCCCGCCGCUCAAGUUUGAGUUCCAGCCCCACAUGGGGGAUGAGGUGUGCCAAGUGAGCGCCCAGCAGCCAGUCCAGACAGAGUUGCUCAUGCGCUACCACCAGCUCCAGUCUCGCCUGGCCACCCUCAAGAUAGAGAAUGAAGAGGUUCGGAAAACACUGGAUGCCACCAUGCAGACCCUCCAGGACAUGUUGACAGUGGAGGAUUUUGAUGUCUCUGACGCCUUCCAACACAGUCGAUCCACAGAAUCAAUCAAAUCUGCUGCAUCUGAGACGUACAUGAGCAAGAUCAACAUUGCCAAGAGGCGAGCCAACCAGCAGGAAACCGAAAUGUUUUAUUUUACGAAAUUUAAAGAAUAUGUCAAUGGCAGUAAUCUCAUCACCAAGCUGCAGGCUAAGCAUGACUUACUGAAGCAGACCCUUGGAGAAGGUGAAAGAGCAGAGUGUGGCACCACAAGGCCCCCAUGUCUUCCCCCUAAACCACAGAAAAUGAGGAGACCUAGGCCUCUCUCAGUGUAUAAUCAUAAACUCUUUAACGGCCGUAUGGAAACGUUCAUUAAGGAUUCAGGGCAGGCUAUACCACUGGUGGUGGAAAGCUGCAUCCGCUAUAUCAAUUUAUACGGUCUCCAGCAGCAAGGUAUCUUUCGAGUGCCUGGAUCGCAGGUCGAAGUCAAUGACAUUAAAAAUUCCUUUGAGAGAGGUGAAGAUCCCCUGGCGGAUGACCAAAAUGAAAGGGAUAUUAAUUCAGUAGCUGGUGUCUUAAAGCUGUAUUUCCGAGGACUGGAAAACCCACUCUUUCCCAAGGAAAGGUUUCAAGAUUUGAUAUCCACAAUCAAAAUGGAGAGCCCCGCCGAGAGAGUGCACCUGAUCCAGCAGAUUCUCGUCACUUUGCCCCGAGUGGUCAUCGUAGUCAUGAGAUACCUCUUCGCUUUUCUCAACCACCUGUCCCAGUAUAGUGAUGAGAACAUGAUGGAUCCCUACAACUUAGCCAUCUGCUUUGGGCCAACCCUCAUGCACAUCCCAGAUGGACAGGAUCCCGUGUCAUGCCAGGCUCAUGUCAAUGAAGUCAUUAAAACCAUCAUUGUCAAUCACGAGGCCAUCUUCCCCAGCCACAGGGAACUGGAAGGGCCAGUGUAUGAGAAGUGCAUGGCUGGCGGCGAAGAAUAUUGUGACAGUCCACAUAGUGAGCCGGGGACAAUUGAUGAGGUCGAUCAUGACAAUGGCGCAGAGCCUCAUACUAGUGAUGACGAAGUGGAGCAGAUCGAAGCUAUUGCCAAGUUUGACUAUGUGGGACGGUCCCCCCGAGAGCUGUCCUUUAAGAAGGGGGCCUCGCUCCUCUUGUACCACCGAGCCUCAGAAGACUGGUGGGAGGGCCGGCACAAUGGAGUGGACGGACUCAUCCCCCAUCAGUACAUCGUUGUGCAAGAUAUGGAUGAUGCAUUCUCGGACAGCCUGAGCCAGAAGGCUGACAGUGAAGCCAGCAGUGGGCCCCUGUUGGAUGACAAAGCCUCUUCCAAGAACGACCUCCAGUCCCCCACAGAGCACAUCACUGACUAUGGAUUUGGGGGAGCGAUGGGCCGAGUACGGUUGAGAUCAGAUGGGGCUGCCAUCCCCCGUCGCCGGAGUGGGGGUGACACACACAGCCCACCUCGGGGCCUGGGCCCAGGGAUAGACACCCCACCUCGAGCAGCUGCCUGCCCCAGCAGCCCCCACAAAAUCCCCCUCAACCGAGGCAGGAUCGAGAGCCCAGAGAAGCGGAGGAUGGCAACAUUCGGAAGUGCCGGCAGCAUCAACUACCCGGACAAGAAGCCCCUUGCCGAUGGGCACCCGCUGAGGUCGACCUGCGGCUCCACUCGGCACAGCAGCCUCGGAGACCACAAAUCUUUGGAGGCUGAAGCCCUGGCAGAAGAUAUCGAGAAGACCAUGAGCACGGCCCUCCAUGAACUUCGAGAGCUUGAAAGGCAAAACACCGUCAAGCAGGCUCCAGAUGUGGUCCUGGACACUCUAGAGCCCAUGAAGAACCCACCCCUGGGCUCCGUCAGCUCAGAGCCCGCCAGCCCCCUGCACACGAUCGUCAUUCGAGACCCAGACGCCGCCAUGCGCCGAAGCAGCAGCUCCACCACGGAGAUGAUGACGACGUUCAAACCUGCGCUGUCAGCGCGGCUGGCGGGGGCCCAGCUCCGACCCCCGCCCAUGCGGCCCAUCCGCCCCGUCGUCCAGCACCGAUCCAGCAGCAGCAGCAGCUCAGGGAUGGGCAGCCCUGCGGUGACCCCCACCGAAAAGAUGUUCCCCAACAGUUCCUCUGACAAGUCAGGGACCAUGUAGAGCCGCAACCGCCGACGAGGAAGGAAAGCCGAGUGGUUGGCGACGACGGCGGCCACUCCUUUCCAGAGGCAGACCCCAGGCUGGGGAUGCCUUUUGAUAUCAGGAGAAGAAAAGUGGUCCAAAGACAACUUCACCAGGAAAGAUGUGGGGAACAUUGCGGUUUAUGGUAUCGGUUGCCAUCUGUAUUUAUCUAUUUGGAGAAACGGAUAGACAUUGAGUGUGUGUAUAUAUGCAUAGGAUAUAUGUACAUACACCGAAGUAAUCUGAACAGAAGCUUUUCAUAAGAUUUCGGCAAAGUGUAAAAAGGCUUAUUCUGCUUAUUGUCACUGGAAAUUAUUCUAUAUAUAUAUAUAGAUAUGUACGUAUGUGUCUGUGGGUGUGUAUAUAUAUACAUAUUUAUGCAUCUAUAUACAUAUACUAUAUAUGUAAACACACAUACCAAGUGUAUAAAGUAUCAUGUUCCUUUUUAUGAAAAUUAGAUUUACCUCAGACCUGUGCCACUAAACAUCUCCCGUAGAGUGGUUUGGGUGGAUCUGUGGGGCUUCUCUCGGAGAUUUUGGGGGCACACAGCAACUGUGCAUGAAGCAAUAGAGCACUGACCUUUGGAGAUUUCCCUUCCCUGUAAAUGGGUGUCUCGAGACUGUGGUGUGACUUCUGUAACCGUCUACUCAGAAGGGAGAUGGCAACACCACCGUCAGACAGGAUUUCCUCAGUGACUGGGGAACCCUUCAUGUCAAGCCUAAUCUACAAGAGGGAUGAGGGUCAGCCGUCUGCCAUUAAGGUAUAUUGAAAAAUGGAUGACCAGAACCUGCCACCCCACCCUACCCCCAACCACAAAACCCUUGUAUUUGUGUGUAGAAAAGGGGAUUAUAAGUAUCUAAGCCGAAACGUAGCACAGUGUUGUGUGUGUUAAAAAAAAAAAAAAAAGAAAAAAAAAAGAGAAUACAGUGGUGUUGAAUACUUCCAGACCCAACAGAGCAGUAGUAAUAAACCGAUAGAUAUAACUAUAGUGGUUUAACUUAGACUGUUUGGGAAAUCCUUAAUUUGCCUUUUUCUCUUUUUUACUAAUUAUCACCGUGUCAAAUCGGGACUAAACAGGCAAGGAGCUUUGGUUUCCAUUGGUUUAUUUCAAGUUGCACAGUAAUUCCCGAGAGUCUAACUUGGGUUGGGGUCCUCCCUCUUGCAUGAAACGCAUGAGCCAUAUUUGACCAGAUCAGACGGGAACCAGUCUGAUGGGGUAAGAGUUUGCACUUUCUGUACUGUAUAAUACAGCUGGUGGAGUUUAUGCAAAUGAAAUUGCUUUCUGUUUCCUCCCUUUGGGGAGGGGAAAAUGUGCUGAUGGAGCUGGGAUGCAUGAUUUCUUAACGGAUGUUGAUCGAGUCUUCUCUCUCCUGACUGGGUUCAGGACCCUCUGUGUUUUUCUUAGUUCAUUUUAUUUUCUCUUCUGAUCUCUUGAAUCCAUUUCCCCCAGGAAUGUGCCAAAAGCCACAGGGUACUGGAGCACAGGCAAACCCACCUUGAAUCUGAGCCCUCUUACUUAGAUAUUGAAUAUCCAUCCAGGAGAACCCUCUGCUCACCCUGUCUACUUCUUCCUCCACCUCCUCUUCCCUAGGCCUCUGAGUAUUUAUUUCCACAGCUCUGCUGAUGAGCAAGGGAAGUUCUGUUCAAACACCAGCUGGCAGCACCCUUGGACACCUUGUGCUGCUUUUAGAGGUGUGGAUGAUGGUGGGAUUUUCUUGCCCACCUCUCAAGGAGCCAGUUGUCUUCUUGCACCAAUAAUAGUAUAUGUUGCUCACAGGGCUCACUAGAUGUGUCAGAGGGAGCUUUUGCCUCAGUCCUUCUGCCCCCCACCCCCAACAUCUCCUUUAAGGAUUCCUGGAGUUCUCCCAUUAGUGAUUCAUUCCUUUAGCUUAAGCAUUGACCUUUGCAAAAUAUAACAGUAUCCCCUCCCUACAUAAAGCAUGUCAUAUUAAGUCCUCAGGUCUUAGUGUUAACGAAUGAGAUGUUUUCCUGUCUGAUAACAAGAGCCAGGGUGCAUAAGGAAGGACAUCAGGUGCCUGGAGAAGGAAAGGGUUCUGAAUGCUGUAGAAAAGGGGAGAGUAGGUAUGUAGGGAGGGGAACCAGAGACAAGUUUCACAGCCAUCAUAAUUUUGCCUGAGGCCAGAUCUGAUUUUGUGAAUUGGAAAUCUUCAUUAUAAAAAGAGGCCCAAGAUCACCUGGCUCAAUCCCCUGCUAGACCAAUAUGGCCAUUUUUGAGAUUGAGUAACCGAGAUGCAGAGAAGGGACCUUGUCCGAGGUCACACAGCUGCUAUGUAGCAGAGCCAGGGCUAAAAACUUAGGUCACUUACCUCCUAACUCAGUGUUCUGUCUACCAUUCUGUAUAAUCCCUGUAGUAAGGAACCUGGUGGUCACUUAAAAAAAAACCCAAAAAACCUUCCUGUAAGAGAGAAUUGCCCAUUAAAAAUAUGUAUAUACAGGGGGCAGCUAGGUGGCUCAGUGGAUAAAGCAACAGCCCUGGAUUCCAGAGAACCUGAGUUCAAAUCUGGCCUCAGAUACUUACACUUACUAGCUGUGUGACCCUGAGCAAGUCACUUAACUCUCAUUGCCCCACAAAUAUAUAUAUAUAUAUAUAUAUAUAUAUAUAUAUAUAUACUGGUAAAUCUUGGUCACUUAUUUGCAACUUUGUUGUAUCAUCUUCUAGGGGCUAAAGACUUCUUCCUAUCUGCCUAAGAGCUACAAGUCUAAAUUCAGUACUCCUGCCAUUUUGGCUGAGUGAUCCCAUACCACCAAGACAGCCAGUUGCAAAAUGAAAAAUUCCACCAAUCAAUGGAAUGCUUUUUUCCCCCUCUGCAAAUUUGCCUAUUAUUAUUUCCCCUCAUUGAAUUUACCAUUGAUUUGGGCUCUGGUAUAGGUGAAGCCUUACUCAUUUUCUUUUCAGCAACCCCAUUUUCUCCCUAUGGAAUUAUUUCACACUUUCUCACUCAGGAAAGGCCUCCCACCCGGGUAGAAGUCCUGUAGCUACAUUUCCAAGGUGUAUACUGACCUACCCAGGCAAAAGCAAAUGGAAGAAAAUUCAUUAUGAUCUUUUGCUCUCGAUUUCUCUCUUAGCAGCCAGGACCCAUGCAUGUUUCACAACGCGUAUCUUCCUGACCCUUGCCUGUUUUGGUCUGAUUGAUAUUGUUGUAUUUGUUGAAAUGCUAGAAAAGUAACUAUUGAAAUGUAAACUGUAUUUAAAAAAAGGCUAAACGUUAAUGGUAGCCAGUAUCACCCACCAAACCUUUGCACUUAGUAGAUAGAUCAAUAUAAAAACAAAACAACCCUUCCCUCCCCCACAAACCUAUCUUUCACUGUACAGUGUGUAUGUGGGGGAAAUGUAGCCAUUAGUUCGUAGUCCUUGGUAUAAUCAAUUUUAAAAGGGGAAGUGGUGUUUACACACUUGUCCAUAAGCGUUGUUGAAAACUGUGAUGAUCUCAAUUAGUUCUCUGGCUUUCUGGAGUUUUUUGUUCUGUUUGUUUCACCCUAGUUGAAGUCUUGAGGCCAAAGCCUUUUGUCUUUCUGGGGGGGCAGGUGCUCAGUCUGUUCUAAAGAUGAACCAGUGAGACAAUGAUUUAAAACUGACCAAAGACAUGAUUUCUGGUCCAGUUUCCCAUGUUGUCCUGGAGAGAGGACCAUCAUUUGCCAAUCUUUCUCGGGGACUUAAGAUCAAACCGUGCUUCCCACCCCGAUCCCUUCUUUUUUCUUUUUUUCUUUUCCUCUUUAGUAACUGUGGGUCUCUAUGAAAUUCUUGCCUUUUCUUGUUUUCAGGGCGAAUGUUUUCUCACCUCUAAGCGCCUUUAGAAAAUCCCAGAAUACAAGAUUGGCAUGAAUCCUGAUCAUGGGAAGUGAAUGCCCCCCGAUUUUCCCCUUUCAUACCAUUGGGCUAAAUUCCCAAGAGAGGAGGGGGCCUUUUAAUCAAGAAAUGGAGAAGUAGGAGUUGGAGGGAAAGAUGAGCCACUUUUCUGAUAUGAUGGCUUAUAACACUAGAAAGUGUUCAAAGGAGGUUAACCAAGAUGGCAAAGGACUUCGAGUCCUCACUGUAUGAUGAUUGGCUGAAGAAAUCAGGGAUUAAACAUCCUGGAGAAGAGAAAGCUUGGAGUGGGACAGGAGUGGGGUGGAAGGGGAAGACACGUGAUAUCUGUUUUGAAGUAUUUGAGGGCGGUCAUGUGGAAGACUCGUUCUUUUCUGUCUCAGAGAGCAGAACUAGGAACAUUGGGUAGAAAUGGCAAAAAAGCAAAUUCAAGCUUCCUGAAAGCAAAAAUUUCUAACGAUGAGAGUCGCCCCAAAGUAAAAUGGGCCACCUCCGUAGGGUGCCAGACUCCCUCCCUUAGAGAUCUUUCAGCAAAGACAGUAGGAGCACCUGUUGGAUGAGUUAUAGAGGGAAUUCUUUUUCAGUUAGGGGUUGGCCUACAUGACUCUGAGGUCCCUUCCCCCUCUGACAUUUUGGAUUUGUUGAUAGGAAGUGAGGGGACAGCUUGAUAGACAGCUAUGGAGCAUUUUUCUCAUGGUGUAUAACCUAAAGGGGAACAUGGGUUUCCAGAAGUUAGGAUUAACUGGGACUUUGCUAUUUGAGCUACUGGGACCAGCUGCUUAGCUGGUUUUGUUGGGUUGCCUUGUUGGGUUUUCUCAUUCUUUUAAGCACGAAUGUGAAGGCCUUCUUACUACUUGGUGGUAUGUUGGCGCUUAAAGCUCAGAACCUGGCCAAAGGACAGACCCCAAGGACAAACGUCACAGUCUCCCCCUCCACCCCAGUCUUCUGCUUCCUAAUUUUUCACCUAUUUACCUUUUCCCCCCAACAAGGAACAAUAAUAACUAUGACAAUAAUAACUCAUUUACUUAGCACUUUAAGGUUCAUAAAGCACUUCCCUCAUUAACAACUCUGUGAGGUCGAUGGUGCAAGUAUUUUUCUCUCCCUUUUGCAGACGAGGAGACCUCAGUUUAGAAUGGGGAGGUGACUUACCUGGAGUCACACAGCAGUUCAGUGUCAGAGUUCAUGCCUCCCAGGCCAAGGCCCCUUCUGCUCUCUUAGGUUGCCUCAAAGCUAUCCACUAAGAAGCCCACAAGGGCCCCAGACCUAAAAAGGGUGGUGUGGAUGGGGGAAGGGGAAGAGAGAGACAGCAGGGAACGGGAGGAGGGCUUGUGCAUGAGUUGAUUUUCUGCUGUGCAGAGCAAAUUCAGACAUCUUAAGCCUGGGUUCAAAUUCAGAGAUCUACUUCUCCUGGGUUGUCUGGGAUUUUCCAUCUGUGGGGCAACCAGUGGAAUUCUCACCUGUGCCAUGACUUCACCCAGGUUGAGCACAGGAGGGGCAGGGAGGAGUGGCAUUCCUGUAACAACUGGGACUUUCUGGGUUCCUCUCUUGCCAGCUUCCUGAGGUUGCUCUUUUCAGAAGUAGGCAGCCCACCUUCUGGUGCUGGCUUGGCAGCUCUUGCCAACCCCUCUUCCCACAUCAGCAGACUCCUCUUUCCCUUUGAACUCUCCCAUGCCAGCCACCUCCGAUGUGACUGUUCUCUGGAACCAGAACAUUAGUGCACUUUUCCUUUCCUAGACAGAAAGUAUAUCCUGGAUAGAGAUUUUUUUUUUGUACAUUUUGAACUCUAUAAUCUCCUAGCAGUGUGACAGUUUACAUGGUUUGGCAGUAGAAACAAUUCUGAUUACUUUCCAGUGGCUGGCAUUUCUUGUCUUCCCCUCCAUCCCCACUCCCACCCCAUCUCACUGUAUACAAACCAAUCUAAGCAACCUGGGGAAACUGUGCCCUCUCCUCCCCACCGCGAUGAUCAUCAUUGUUCCUCCAGAUAUUGUUUCUGUAUGAUACAACCAAAUGUUCUUCACUUAGACUGUCUGUUUGGAUCCUCUGUCCCUCCCACACACUGAUGGUGCCCUGUAGACCAAGCCGCUGGUUUGACGUGGAGCUGUCCUGUGAAAUAAAACAGCGUAACUUUCUCAAAAA
Messenger RNA from Dromiciops gliroides (monito del monte), 10127 nucleotides. RefSeq names its product SLIT-ROBO Rho GTPase activating protein 3 (gene SRGAP3). The record is from RefSeq and is a predicted model, not a curated record. Gene Ontology annotation, molecular function: protein binding. NCBI's taxonomy places the organism in Eukaryota, Metazoa, Chordata, Mammalia, Microbiotheria, Microbiotheriidae. Gene Ontology annotation, cellular component: cytoplasm. Gene Ontology annotation, biological process: signal transduction; negative regulation of cell migration.